This is a messenger RNA of Nicrophorus vespilloides, 854 nucleotides long. RefSeq lists its product as uncharacterized. The record is from RefSeq and is a predicted model, not a curated record. Gene Ontology annotation, biological process: positive regulation of voltage-gated potassium channel activity; regulation of synaptic transmission, cholinergic; sleep. The transcript has 3 exons. Lineage: Eukaryota; Metazoa; Arthropoda; Insecta; Coleoptera; Silphidae. The coding region runs from base 304 to 732 and encodes 142 amino acids.
ACUAAUUAAAGAUCAAUAUUUAGGCUUUCCAACGCGCCCUUAACGAGAUUUCUAGCUAUUACAGUUCGGCUGUAAUCAACAGUUUUUGAAAAAAUUGUACGUUAAGUUACGUAAGUUCGGUUGCAUACGUUUUCUUCGUCGCUUUCGAAACUCCCGCGUCUUCAACCAGCAGGCGUUGGUGGCGUCGCCGCCCAUGUUUUCGUCAUCAUUUGCGGUCAUCGUUAAGAUGCUCGAUUGUUGAUGAUCAUUCGAAAAGUUUUCCUCUUUUAAAACCAUCAAUUAGCCAAACAUAAAGUGGAGAAGAUGAAGUAUUUGUAUUGUGCGUUGGUGCUUUGUGCUGUGUUCGCUACAGGUUGGUCAAUUAAGUGUUGGGAUUGUCGCUCGGACGCUGAUCCGAAAUGCUCGGAUCCCUUCGAUAAUACAACAUUUGCAAUCACUGAUUGCAAGCAGCAGAAAUUGGCGCAUCUUGGUAAUCUGCAGUCGACGAUGUGCAGGAAGAUCAGGCAAAAAAUUCAUGGUGUGUGGAGGUACAUCAGGAGCUGCGCUUAUCUCGGUGAACCUGGUAUCCAAGGUGAUGAGAGGUUUUGUUUGAUGAGGACUGGCACGUAUAACAUAUUCAUGGAAUACUGCACGUGCAACAGCAAGGAUGGAUGCAACACGGGAAGUCUGAAGGGUCUCUCCCCUUCGUUGCUCAUAUCCACAGUAUGUUUCUUCCUAUGGAAGAUCGUUUGAUUUAAUAACAAUUAGACUUAAGUUUUUUUUUUUAUUAUCGAGUGAUGUUCAAAUCCGUCCAGUUUUGUAUUUGAAUCUUUAUUCAACAUGUAAAUAUAUAUACAAUACGUUUUUUUUUUAUA